This is a messenger RNA of Triticum aestivum (bread wheat), 2366 nucleotides long. Its product is annotated as protein FAR1-RELATED SEQUENCE 5-like. The transcript is spliced from 2 exons. Lineage: Eukaryota; Viridiplantae; Streptophyta; Magnoliopsida; Poales; Poaceae. Gene Ontology annotation, molecular function: zinc ion binding. The record is from RefSeq and is a predicted model, not a curated record. Bases 195 to 2366 code for a protein of 723 amino acids.
CGUUUUUCGACCCCGCCAUCAGAGUCCUGCCUCGACGUUCUUCGACCCCGCUAUCCGAGUCCUGCCCUCGCCAUCCCUCCAGCGGUUCCUGCUGCCGCCACCUGCCGACGCGCCCGCACGCCGCAUAAUUUUAGGCUUCGCCGCCACCUGCCGAGACAAUCGCCCGCCGGAUAAUUAGAGAACAGGUUUGGAGGAUGGAUGGUCAUACUGCUAGCUUGGAGGAGAUAGAAGAAUAUCACAUGAUGGUUAGUCAGAUGUUUGCAAGCGAGAAGCAAGGUUACGAGCACUACAACAGAUAUGCAAGAGCAAAAGGUUUUAGUGUCAGAUUGGAUGACAAGGAGUACGUGAAGGGCACCAGAGAGGUGAAAGCAAGACGUUUCUGCUGCUCUAAAGAAGGGCACCGAUUGGAGAAGUACUUUCAAGCGACUGACCAAAAAAGGGAGCCACGGGCGCUGACCCGUUGUGGUUGCAAAGCUAUGCUUGAGAUCCAACAUGAUGCAGGCAGGGGUCAGUGGUUUGUUAAGAAGUUUGUUGAUGUCCAUAACCACCCGCUAGCCGACCCAGACCAAUCUGCUUUUCUACGGUCUCACCAUCGGAUGAACGAUGCUCACAAGGCUGAUGCAGUGGAAUACGGACUUGGUGGUCUCCGUACAUUCCAAAUCAUGAAUGUGGCGGAGAAACAGCAUGGUGGCUAUCCUCAUGUUGGGUAUAUUUCCCGAGACCUGUACAAUUUCUUCGCCAGGUACAAGAAAAAAAGAAUCUUAGGCAGGGAUGCUGACUUUGUGCUGAACCAUAUGAGAGUACAGGAAGAACGAGAUGCUGAGUUUUUCUUCAAAUACACCACGGAUGAUGAAGGACAUCUUCGAAAUUUAUUCUGGGCAGAUUCACAGUCUCAGAUUGAUUAUGAUGCAUUCGGAGAUGUAGUUGUGUUUGACAGCACUUAUCGAGUCAACCGCUACAAUCUCCCUUUUGUUGCAUUUGUUGGACUGAACCAUCAUCGUAGUACUGUUGUUUUCGGGAUUGGUGUUGUUUCAGAUGAGACCCACAAGUCAUACGAGUGGCUACUUCAGACCUUUGUAGAGGCGAUGGGUCAUAAGGAGCCCAUAUCUGUUAUCACAGAUGGAGACUCGGCAAUGAGAAAAGCAAUUAGGAAGAUUUUGCCAAGGACAGACCAUCGGCUAUGCAGUUGGCACAUUGAGCAGAACAUGAUACGGCACCUGCAUAAUCCAAUGCUUGAUGACUUCAGAAAACUCAUAUACUGUCGAAUGGGAGUUUACCAGUUUGAGAAAUCAUGGGCUGAGUUCAAGGCGAACUAUGAGAUCGAAGAGGAGAACGAAUGGAUGUCCAGAAUGUACAAACUUAGGAAAAAGUGGGCCGCAGCUUAUACCAAGGGAAGAUAUUUCUUGGGUAUGCAGAGCAACCAGCGUAGUGAGAGUCUGAACUCUAGGCUCCACAAUCAUCUGGACCGGAAAAUGUCGUUGGUUGAUGUGGUGGAGCACACUGAGCACUGCAUAUCACGUAUGCGGAGGAACGAGGCCGAGUUGGAUGCAAUAUGUUCGCACUCAGUUCCUUUCACUAGAAUAGAUGCUUGCCUGUUGGAGAUAAAUGCUGCUCGUAUUUAUACACCAAAAUUUUUCAAGAUGGUAAGAGAUUGUAUCCGGAGAUCAUGUGCAUUGGUGAUUCAAGAGCAAACAACAGUAAAUGACUUGGUCAGGUAUGAAGUUGUGUUAAAAGAUGGAGCGGAAGGAGGGAGCAGACGUCUGUUCUCUGUAGAGUGUUCUUUCAAUGGCUCGUUGACGAAUGGUGCCUUCUGUCCUUGCCGUAAGAUGGAGUGCGAAGCCAUCCCUUGCGCGCACAUUUUCGCUGUUCUGGUUUUCGUACGGGCAGCGACCAUUCCUCCAUGUUGUGUUAGCAAAAGGUGGACAAUGGAAGCCAAGGCUGCAUUCGUGUCAGUGAGAAAUGCAAAUACACAUGUGUGGUCAGAAGAGAUGAGUCGUUACCGUGAACUGAGAAACAUAGCUAGUAUUGCUCUAUUCAAAGUAUCAAAAAGCGGGGAGCGUUCGCCGGAGGUGAAAGAUUAUCUCCAAAGUAUCAUCGAUGGGCCUAUCGAGAAUGAUGAUAACACCGAGGAGACAACAUUUGGUCCUAUACCCUCUCACUACUCUGCCGCAAGCAAUGCUUCAGCGGAUAGAGUCCUUGAUCCAAAAAUAGUCGACACAAAAGGUGCUCCAUGCAAGAAGAGAAUGAAGCUAUUUAUGACCUUCUUUGGAUUGUUUGCGAUGAUAAUCAGAGGAAAAAGGUUGCAGAAUCUAGUCUGCAGGGCUUACUACAUCUACGUGAUAUUCAAAUUCGUCGCCAAACAGUAA